AUGAAUGAAGGAGAUAUGAACGAAGGAGAUAUGUAUGAAGGAGAUAUGAAGGAAGGAGAUAUGAAGGAAGGAGAUAUGAACGAAGGAGAUAUAAACGAAGGAGAUAUGAACGAAGGAGAUAUAAACGAAGGAGAUAUGAACGAAGAAGAUAUGAACGAAGGAGAUAUAAACGAAGGAGAUAUGCAUGAAGGAGAUAUAAACAAAAGAGAUAUGAACGAAGGUGAUAUGAACGAAGGAGAUAUGUAUGAAGGAGAUAUGAACGAAGGAGAUAUGAAUGAAGGAGAUAUGAACGAAGGAGAUAUGUAUGAAGGAGAUAUGAACGAAGGAGAUAUGAACGAAGGUGAUAUAAACGAAGGAGAUAUGUAUGAAGGAGAUAUGAACGAAGGAGAUAUGCAUGAAGGAGAUAUGAACGAAGGAGAUAUGAACGAAGGAGAUAUGUAUGAAGGAGAUAUGAACGAAGGAGAUAUGAACGAAGGAGAUAUAAACGAAGGAGAUAUGUUUGAAGGAGAUAUGAACGAAGGGGAUAUGAACGAAGGAGAUAUGAACGAAGGAGAUAUGUAUGAAGUUUAA
Messenger RNA from Haliotis rufescens (red abalone), 570 nucleotides. RefSeq lists its product as uncharacterized. The coding region runs from base 1 to 570 and encodes 189 amino acids. The transcript has a single exon. The record is from RefSeq and is a predicted model, not a curated record. NCBI's taxonomy places the organism in Eukaryota, Metazoa, Mollusca, Gastropoda, Lepetellida, Haliotidae.